AUGAACAACAAUGGCUUGCGGCUGCUUUCGUUUGCCACGUUCAAUGAUCUGGUCAUCGGAAAUAGCCUAUACCAGCAUGCACGAAAGCAUCAGCUGACAUGGAGAAAUCCAUCUGGUCACGAUUCAGCAGUCCUGGACUAUGUACUAAUCAAUUCUCGAUACAGGUCAUCGCUAAAGGAUGUGCGUGCAAUGAGAGGCCCGGAUUGCGGAUCAGAUCACUACCUUCUACGAGCAGUCGUGCAGCUCCGCCUACAGUGUGCUAAGCGAGGUAAACGCCAACCGAAAGUAGACUGGGAGCAACUUUUGAAGCUGGAGGGUGAAGCAGGACUUUACACAAAUUGCACUGUCAAAUUCGUUUGGCUGCGGUUCACGGAGCCAGUCACGAUUAGAGAGCCACCCCAGAACCAACACCGAGGCCGGCGCAAGUAUGGAGGAAGAGCUGCAUUCGAUAGCGUCCACUGGCCAGCGCUAUGGAAAGCCCUAGAGUGUGAACACGUUCCGGACAAAAUUGUGAGGCUGUUGCGGAGAUGCCGCGUGUCAAUGGAACUGUCACCUGUAUCCGCCCGUCAAGGAUGA
Cooperia oncophora is the source of this 576-nucleotide messenger RNA. The record is from the annotation of a GenBank genome assembly. Lineage: Eukaryota; Metazoa; Nematoda; Chromadorea; Rhabditida; Trichostrongylidae.